This is a messenger RNA of Dalotia coriaria, 3070 nucleotides long. RefSeq names its product myosin-VIIa-like. The record is from RefSeq and is a predicted model, not a curated record. Gene Ontology annotation, cellular component: cytoplasm; myosin complex; microvillus. Gene Ontology annotation, molecular function: ATP binding; actin filament binding; microfilament motor activity. NCBI's taxonomy places the organism in Eukaryota, Metazoa, Arthropoda, Insecta, Coleoptera, Staphylinidae. Gene Ontology annotation, biological process: actin filament organization; sensory perception of sound; sensory organ development.
GUGGAGACACGUUAGAGUUGAUUGGAACAAUUUGUGCCCAACCUCAUCAUGUAUUCAAAUUGAAAUUAAACAAAAAUAACUUCAUAUUGCUGAAAUCCAAGAGGAAUUUUUGGCAAAAUGGCCGGAAAUAUUUCCGUGUCCGACUACGUGUGGGUACGGCCGGCCCUGAACGAUGAGUUUGCGAUACCACUUGGCGGCCAAGUGGCCGCCAUUGAACCAAAACGUAUCAAAAUCAAGACGGAUAAUGCCGGCGAUCUAUACGUAUCGAAAGAACAAAUUGUCAAAUUGAUGCACUCCAGCUGCGUCAAAGAUGUGAAUGAUAUGAUCACCCUCGGUGAUUUAACCGAAUAUUCAAUUUUACGAAACUUGGAAAUGCGCUACUACAAGAAGAACAUUUAUACAUACACUGGUUCUAUGUUAGUGGCUGUGAAUCCGUAUGAAUUGCCAAUUUAUACAAAUGCUUUGAUUAGAGAAUAUCAAGGUAUUCCCAUGCAUGAUUUACCACCACAUAUUUUUGCUACAGGUGACGCUAGUUUCAAUAACAUGUUAAAGUCACGAAAAGAUCAGUGCAUUGUCAUCAGUGGUGAAAGUGGUGCUGGUAAAACCGAAUCGACAAAGUUGAUCCUCCAAUAUUUGGCUACAGUAAGUGGCAAGCAUUCAUGGAUUGAGGAACAAAUUCUCCAAGCAAAUCCGAUUCUAGAAGCGUUUGGUAAUGCCAAAACUGUACGCAAUGACAACUCCUCUCGUUUUGGGAAAUACAUCGACAUACAUUUUGCUAAAGAUGCCAUUGUUGGUGCCAAAAUUGAUCAGUACCUUUUGGAGAAAUCAAGAAUUGUUUCUCUAAAUGAAGGAGAGCGUAAUUAUCACAUUUUCUAUUCAAUGAUUGCGGGCCUUUCUAAAGAUGAAAAGAAACGCUUGGACUUAGAUGAUGCAUCACACUUUCGCUAUCUGAAUCAAGGCAAAAGUUUGAAAUGUGAAGGCCGUGAUGAACAACAAGAAUUUAACGAGAUUCGUAACGCGUUCAAGGUGUUGAGUUUCAGCGACGAAGAAACAUGGAUGGUGUUUGAGACAAUGGCGGCUGUACUACACCUCGGAAAUAUUAAAUUUAAAGGUCAGGUUGUCAAAAAUAUGGAGACUUCUGAGGUAGAUAAUGUGAAAACUUUGGAGAAAGUCGCUGAAUUAUUAAUGGUGCAGAAAACUGAAUUAGGCAAAGCUAUCACUCGUAAGAGUAUCAUGGUUUCCGGCGAUAAGGUGACACAGGACUUAUCAAAAGAACAAGCUGCUGAUUCCCGAGAUGCAUUUGUCAAGGGAAUUUAUGGCAAACUGUUUAUCUAUCUCGUUGAAAAGAUUAAUGUGACCAUUUGUCAAAGUGGUAAUUUACGCAAAAACUCAAUUGGAGUUUUAGAUAUUUUUGGUUUUGAAAACUUUCAAAUCAAUAGCUUUGAACAACUAUGUAUUAACUACGCAAAUGAAAACUUGCAACAGUUUUUUGUCAAACAUAUCUUCAAAAUGGAACAGGAAUAUUACACCCAAGAGGGUAUUAAUUGGGAGAAUAUAAAGUUUAUUGAUAAUCAAGAGAUUUUGGAUAUGAUUGGUAUGAAGACCAUGAACAUACUGAGUUUGGUUGAUGAAGAAACCAGAUUUCCCAAAGGUACUGAUACUUCUAUGUUGACCAAAUUACACGCUCAACAUGGCAAAAACAAAAACUACAUCAAACCAAAGUUUGACGUUGAACUUUUUGGCAUUCAACACUUUGCGGGAAGUGUUAAUUAUCAGAGCGUUGGUUUUCUAGAGAAGAACAGAGACAGCUUUAGUUUAGAUUUGAAGCAAGUUAUCGCAAGUAGUGCAAAGCCUUUGAUAAUAGAAAUAUUCAAGAAAGAUGAUCACGAUGAAGUUAAGCAGAAAGCCAAAUCAUACACUUUAGCGUCACAGUUUAGAUCCUCGUUGGAUGUGCUGAUGAAGAAUUUGAACGAAUGUCAACCCUUCUUUGUGCGUUGCAUAAAACCAAAUGAAGAAAAGAGGCCUAAUAUGUUUGAUCGUGACCUUUGCGUUCGUCAAUUGAGAUAUUCUGGUAUGAUGGAAACAGCAAAAAUCCGCCAAGCUGGUUAUCCAAUUCGACAUCAAUUCCAGCACUUCGUAAAUCGUUUCAGAUUUUUGGUUAUUAACCUUGAUCACAGGCAAGAUCCCUUGAUAGUUGCAAAGAAAAUUUGUCAAGCCAAUUUCUUCAAAGGGAAGAUUAUCAAAUUGGUCACACGAAAGUAUUUCUUAAAGAUGCUGAAAAUCAAUAUCUAGAAUCAGAACGACAAAGAAUCCUUUCACGUUACAUUAUUGUACUGCAGAGAAACAUCAAAGGUUGGAUUUACCGUCGAAGGUAUCAAAAACUUCGAGCGGCUGCUGUCACUUUUCAAAAAUACUUCCGUGCUCGAGGAUUACGUGCAAGAUUCUUGCGCAUUCAACGCGGUUAUCACCGCCUUCAGGCGAGCAUUCUGUCUCGGCAAAUGACUUUCAAUUUCAAGAUUAUCCGAGACCGACUGCGGAAAUUGCAAGCGGUUGCACGAGGCUAUUAUGUGCGUCGACACGCUAAAUUCGGCAAAAUUGUUGAAGCAGUUUACAUUAGAAAACACGAAGAGAAAACCUUAAGAGCACAAGGUAACAGAGAUUACAAAUACAUUGCGGAUACCAACUUCCAACAACGCAUGCAGAAUUUGGACAGAGAAUACCAAGUUAAAGCCCGGCCUGCACCACCACCCGAACCGGAAGUUGGAGAAGACAGUGAAGGAAUUCGCAUGGUCAUAGACAACUUUGACAAAUUCUUAAACGAAUACGACGGACAAAGCCCACAGCUGCAGCCGCAACACGCAAAGGAAGACCUCUCGGACUUCGCCUUCCAAAAAUAUGCUUCCAUGCAUUUCGCUCCAUCAACUACGGAUCACUUCAGUAAGAAGAGGUUGAGGGUCCGCUUCAUAUUGGUCAUAAACUGCCGACACCUGACGAUAUUAUCGCUGCGCAAACUAUAUGGAUAACAAUUCAGAGAUUUAUGGGCGAUAUUGCUGAACCCCCUUGGCGGCAC